Molecule: messenger RNA, 1546 nt
Organism: Nestor notabilis (Kea)
Lineage: Eukaryota; Metazoa; Chordata; Aves; Psittaciformes; Psittacidae
Product: Y+L amino acid transporter 2-like
Exons: 8
Biological process (GO): amino acid transmembrane transport
Cellular component (GO): membrane
Molecular function (GO): L-amino acid transmembrane transporter activity
Source: RefSeq, a predicted model, not a curated record
AUUUGGAGUCGUGGAGAUUUCACGGUUUUUCCAGAAUGGGAGAAAGGACAGAUUGUACGAAGUCGCAUAGUUCACUGGCUGAAUACAGCCCAGUAAAUAAAUCAGACAGGACAGAUCCAAGUGACCGCUGUGAAAUGCAGGAUGGAAACCAAAAUACAGUGCAACUGAAGAAAGAAAUAUCUUUGAUAAAUGGGAUAAGCCUUAUAGUAGGCAACAUGAUUGGUUCAGGUAUCUUUGUCUCUCCCAAAGGAGUUCUCAUCUACAGCAAGUCUUAUGGAUUGUCUCUAGUAAUUUGGGCAAUUGGAGGGAUUUUUUCAGUCUUUGGAGCUCUCUGCUAUGCUGAACUUGGAACCACUAUUACGAAGUCAGGAGCCAGCUAUGCAUAUAUCUUGGAAUCUUUUGGGAGCUUCAUUGCUUUUAUUCGUUUGUGGACCUCACUCCUAAUUGUUGAACCAACUAGUCAGGCAAUUAUUGCCAUCACCUUUGCUAACUACAUAGUCCAACCUUUCUUCCCUUCUUGUGAUCCUCCGUACUUGGCUUGCCGUCUCAUAGCAGCUGCUUGUGAAUGUCUUCUAACAUUUAUAAAUUGUGCCUACGUUAAAUGGGGAACACGGGUGCAGGAUAUAUUUACUUAUGCUAAAGUUACUGCUCUUAUUGUCAUCAUCAUAACUGGACUUGUUAAAAUAUGCCAGGGACAUUCAUCGUACUUUGAGAACUCUUUUGAGGGAUCCUCUUUUGAUGUUGGAGACAUUUCCCUUGCACUCUACUCUGCCUUGUUCUCUUACUCUGGCUGGGAUACACUCAAUUUUGUAACAGAGGAAAUAAAAAACCCAGAAAGGACCCUGCCACUGGCUAUUGCAGUGUCUAUGCCAAUUGUGACUGUUAUCUAUAUUAUGACCAAUAUAGCUUACUAUACAGUGCUGGAUGUUAAAGCUGUUCUUUCCAGUGAUGCUGUGGCAGUGACAUUUGCCGACCAGGUAUUUGGUAUCUUCAGCUGGACAAUUCCCAUUGCUGUAGCCUUUUCUUGUUUUGGUGGACUUAAUGCUUCAAUUUUAGCAUCAUCAAGGCUGUUUUUUGUAGGAUCUCGAGAAGGUCACCUUCCUGAUCUGUUGUCUAUGAUCCACAUAGGCAGGUUCACACCUGUGCCAGCACUGCUCUUCAAUUGUGCCAUGACCCUUAUUUACCUGGCUGUGGAAGAUGUCUUCAAGCUUAUUAAUUACUUCAGUUUCAGUUACUGGUUUUUUGUUGGUCUGUCUAUUGCUGGGCAAUUAUAUCUACGUUGGAAGGAACCAGAUCGACCCAGGCCUCUUAAGCUGAGUGUGGCUUUCCCAAUAAUAUUCUGUAUAUGCACAGUAUUUCUGGUGGUGGUGCCACUCUAUAGUGAUACUAUAAAUUCAUUGAUUGGAAUUGCCAUUGCUUUAUCUGGAAUUCCAGUCUUUUUCUUGGGAGUCUAUUUACCUGCAUCAAGGAGACCUCAGUUUAUCAACAAGAUUUUAGGUAAGUUCCUUUGUAGAUGGAGGUGUUAUGAAAGACGAAAAUUAAAUAA